Paramecium pentaurelia is the source of this 600-nucleotide messenger RNA. Lineage: Eukaryota; Ciliophora; Oligohymenophorea; Peniculida; Parameciidae. The record is from the annotation of a GenBank genome assembly.
AUGUUGUUUAUGCAAAUUUUAUAAUCUUAAAAAAAGUAAAAUUCAGGAGUUUCCAUCUGUUUACUAUGUAAAGAUAUAUUUUGCAAUGAGUCUUGUUCCUUAUCUAUUAGAGACCUCUUAAAUUAUCAUGUAGAAAAGAGGCAUCAUGGAAAUUCAAUAUUUUUGAGCCUUUAAGAUGGUUCAGUUACACUAAUUAGUUAAUCAACUUCAAUUAAAAAAUUUAAAUAUUUGUAUUAUAAUAAUUUAGGUGAAAAAAUAAAUCUCGAGAAUCUUAAUUCAGACUGGAAUUAAUACAUACUUGAUAUCACUAAAGAUAAAGAAUUAGUAGACAUAAUUGUUAAUAAUAAAUAUCGUAAAAUAAUUAAGAGUUAACAAAAAGGCAAAGCAAUUUUCUUUGAACAUGAAUAAUUUUUGAGACUUGAUUAUUUUAUAAGAUAAUAUUUUAAUUAGUUAAGCAAUUAUUAUUCUUAAUAUAAUUUCAGUCAUUAAUUACUUUACUGUUUAGAAGCCUUGGUUUCUACAAAAGUUAUAUAUUAGGUGACUAGUUCAUGUACUUAUUCUGAUGUUUAUUCUUGUUAAGCACUCUUCACUGUACUUUGA